Messenger RNA from Pseudo-nitzschia multistriata, 1275 nucleotides. The record is from the annotation of a GenBank genome assembly. NCBI's taxonomy places the organism in Eukaryota, Bacillariophyta, Bacillariophyceae, Bacillariales, Bacillariaceae.
AUCGACCACUACGUACGCGCGUGGCAAAGGGAAAAUACGUCAGUGAAUGCAUGAUACCGUAUGGCAGGGUACGAAACCAUGCUGCCAAACAGUAACGGUACUCGUAGAUACACUACCGGUAAGAGGACACAGCAAGGACGAUACGUACUCGUACCCGAUGGCAACGGGUGCGAAUUUUUCCUUGAAACAUGAAGUCGUCGUCGUCGAUCUUUUCGGGGAUCAAAAUUCGGUGACAGUAAUCAUCAGUUGUCUUGCCCUCGUAGAUCAUUGUUUGUCCGAGUUUCGAUACCCGCGUCAGAAAAUCGACCAAAACSUACCAACAGCAUGAAGUUCUGCCUCGCCGCCACCCUCGCCGCACUCGCCUCCCAGGGCGCAUCGGCCUUUGCCCCCGUUUCGAAGCCCGCCGUGGCUUCGUCGCCGGCCACYGCGCUUGGCGCCCUCCCGAGCAUCUGGAGCACGCUCGGGAGUUUGGAGGGGCCCAGCGUCUGCUGGGGACCCGAGGGGGUGAUCAUUGGUCACGAGGAGAUCGAGAUCAAGGAAUACGACAACUUCACCAUGUUCCUGGCGGCUCUCAAGCAAAACAACCUCGAGAACAAGCUCAAAGCCAUUGGCCCCUACACGCUGCUGGCACCCACCGACUCGGCGGUCCAGCAAUACAAGGGGGUUCUGGACGAGGAAACCCUAUCGUACCACAUCAUAUUGCAGGAUCUGUACUCGGACGAAUUCGACGGCGAGUUCGAGACCCUGAGCGGCCACAAAGUCACCCUCCGAUACGAAUUCCGAAAGAGCUACGCCGACAACGGUGAGUCCUCUCUCGCCGUGUGGUCUGUCUUGCGCUUGUGUGUUCAUUGCUSGUGCUCUUGGCAACCCAUAUCGCUUUCGCUGCACGUUCCGUUAGAAGAACUAUGGUCGCAGAUCCAAGGCCGUGUGCAUUUUUAUAUUUAGUUUCUUUCUGCGUCCCUGUUUUCGUUGCAUCCGAUUCUAACCCAUAGUUGUUCUCAAACCGCGCCGCGCUCGAUUCUUGCCGACGACCGAAACCAUCCAACUUUCUGGCACCAAUGCAACGCAACAAAAUAACAACGAAACGAAACGAAACGAAACGAAACGAAACAGUCCUCGUGGGCCACGUUGGACAGACCUACGGAACGCCUUAUCCCCUCAACGUCCAGUGCGACAACGGACUCAUCCAUGCCAUCCCCGACGUUCUCACCCCCAACUGGAACCCACCGGGUGCCGAAGACCAACUGACGACGCGACGUCCCGACAUGGACCUGA